Molecule: messenger RNA, 363 nt
Organism: Emericellopsis atlantica
Lineage: Eukaryota; Fungi; Ascomycota; Sordariomycetes; Hypocreales; Bionectriaceae
Exons: 2
Coding region: 1-363 (120 amino acids)
Source: RefSeq, a predicted model, not a curated record
AUGGCAUCUGAGAACGAAACUCCCGUCAAGAAAGCCAAAUCCGGCACAUGGGAUAACAUCGAUGUGUUCCGCGAGUUGUCGAUUGUUUUCUACAAUCGUCUCGACAACGGUGGCGGCCUUACUCCCGAGUUCAAGGAGGCUGUUGCUGCCUAUCUCGGCGGGCGCGGCCACGAUGUGAGCUGGAACGCUCUGCGAACAUUUCCCAAGAUGUCUCGUGUCUUGACCAAGUGGGAUGAGAAGACUCAUGAGGAUAUCCUCAUCGAGGUCUUCCAUUCGAUCACAAUUCCUCAGUCUGAUCUCACAAAGAUCAUGGAAGGUCUUCACGCCAAGGGACAUACCUUUUCCGAGUCUGCACUACGGUAA